This is a messenger RNA of Daphnia pulicaria, 4227 nucleotides long. Its product is annotated as inhibitor of Bruton tyrosine kinase-like. Gene Ontology annotation, molecular function: protein binding. The transcript is spliced from 14 exons. NCBI's taxonomy places the organism in Eukaryota, Metazoa, Arthropoda, Branchiopoda, Diplostraca, Daphniidae. The record is from RefSeq and is a predicted model, not a curated record. The coding region runs from base 358 to 4161 and encodes 1267 amino acids.
CGAAUUGUAGUAGCUCGCACAAGUGACUACAGAUGGCAGUGAAACCUUGUAAACAAAGAGUUCCGUCAUCAUAUUUGGGAGAAUUUUCGUCAAGUGAACACGAAUAGUCAACAGUCUUAAGUCUCAACAUCAUCAAGAUUGAUCAAGAUUCUAAAAACAAGCAUUAUAUAGAGGCAUACCCAGUUGUGAAUAUUAAGUAAAAAAAAUUGUUUCAAAAAGUGACAGCCUAUCCAUUUCCCAAAGGUUAAUUUCCUAAACUGAAUUUCAUGUCUGACUAAAGGGCUAUUCAUUUAAACAUUAUUCUAUUGUUGAGAUAUAUAGCAUAUAACAUAUAUUUGAUCAUCAACAGCAUCAAACAUGUGGGAAAAAUGCACAGCAAAAUGUUCUUCAAGAAAACAUGCAGAUAGCAUAUUUUCAGUUUUCAUCGCUGCUGGUGAUGAAUUUGAGGAUAUGGUUAUGAAACUUUUACCAACCUGCUGUAACAUAGCCAGCAAUAAAGACUCAUCAGGAAGAACUGCUUUACAAGUUGCAGCUUCACUUGGGAAAAUGAAAAUUCUGCAUUGGCUAUUUUCUCAUGAUGUCUAUGUCAAUGCUAAAGAUGAAGAGUCUGGGUACUCUGCCUUACAUAGAACUUUUUAUUAUGGGCAAUUACAAGCUGCAAGAGCUUUGCUGCACAAUAAUGCUGGCUUAUUUCAUCCAUUAGAUAAUGACUAUAUGUCUCCAUUUGACCAUUUAAUUCAAGACAGAUCCGAUUUGAAUAAACUUGAUGCUAAUCUCCCAUCUCAAGUACAUGUGUGGGGAUCAAACUCAAAUUUUGGACUUGGAAAGCAACAAAGUCCAGAAUUACCAGAAUUAUUGGAUGUGUUUCCUAAAGGAAGUGGUGGCAUUAAGAAGGUGGUUAUGAACAAAUUCCACUCAGUGUUUCUGACAUUAUCAGGCCAAGCUUUUUCCUGUGGAAUUGGCCAAGGAGGCAAACUAGGACUUGGUUCAGAAGCCACUGUUAUAAUUCCGCAGAAAAUCAGCAUAGAUGCUGAAAACUCUUCAAAUAGCAAAGUGAAAAAGUCUGCAGUUAUCCUGGAGGCGGUUUUGGGAACAUAUCAUACAAUCCUUUUAACUGAAGGUGGAAAUGUUUUGUCCUUUGGCAGCAACAUGUAUCAUCAACUAGGCCACAAUCCUCCUCCGAAUCAACUAGUCGCCCCUAAAGUUAUUACCCGUUUUGAAGACAAAAGCAAAGGAGUCAUUAUCAAGGGUAUUUCUGCAAGCCGCUUUCAUUCGGUGUUUUGGUGUCAACGCAAUGUGUACACUUGUGGGCUUAACGCUGGAGCGCUUGGGCAUAUCAAAGGGGAUAAAACCAUCAUUACGCCUAAACGAGUUCCACUCUUAUCUGAAGAAAAUUACACAAUCACUCACGUAGCAGCAUCUGAUGGUGCAACUGCAAUCGCCACAGAAGGAGGAAACGUCUUUGUGUUGCAUGAGUUUCAAUGUCGCAAAAUCGCUUCAAAGCAGUAUGAUUUAUUGAAAAUAGUCAUGGAAGGAGGUAAAUUGGAUUUUUCUCAAGAAGAUUUGGCAGCUGAUACGAGCGUUCCAUUUCAGGUUCUUCUUUUAACGAAGAGUGGAAAAAUAUAUAUCUGGUCACAAACACAUCCGGUGCUUACAAAAUGUGCUUUUCGCGGUAGCCCGUUUUGCAUUAUAAAGGAUGUUUCCCUUUGCAAAAAUGCCAUUGUACUUGUCAACAUAGAAGGUGGAGCUUUUGUUGGUACGAUUGGGAAAACGUUCGUUAGCAAACGCAAAACAGAAGCUCAUUGUGCUACUCAAGAAAAUGUCUCACGAAUGGAGCUUCCUAAGCAGGAACAUUUGGUUCGAAUUCAAAUUCAGAGAAUACCUGGAGUUUAUCGUGCGACAAGUAUUGUGUGUGAUCCAGCUGGUAAAAACUUUGCUGUAAUUCAGGUUCUUCCAAGCGCUGAAAAUAAAGAUGCUCAGAUUUGCAUUACUCCUUCCCAAUUGCAAACGGAUUUGAAACAACUUCUUCAGGAUGCUGAUCCUUAUGAUCUAACACAUGAUAUCGUUUUUCUUGUGGGAUCAAAAACGUUUGCUGCGCAUCGUUUUGUUUUGUCGGCAAGUUGCAACGCUUUCUACCAGAAUGUCUGUGCUUCAUCAUUAUCUUUUAAAAAUGAUAACAAAACUGUCCACAUCACCGACGUCCCAGCAGAAGUUUUUGAAUUAAUAUUGGAAUUUAUAUACACUGGCACUUGUGCCAUCUUCGAAACUGAAGCCGUCAGGUGGAAUCUAAAGUUACCUUUGGAGGAACCUUUGGAUAAGGACAACUAUGCGGAAGAUCUUCCUAGCGCCGUAGAGCUGAAAAGAGUAAAAGGCGAGGAAUGGAAGUCAAAUGAACGAGAUGGAUUGUCACGUGUCCUUCGAAUGGUACAAUUUUAUGCAAAAAAUGUAGGACUUCGAAAACUGGCGGAAAUAUUGGACAAGGCCCAUAUUGCAAAUACUGGUUUGAUUCGCAAUGAUCGCUUACACCUUCAACCGAAACAAUGGAGUCGGUUUUCCGGAGACGAUUUCUAUGAUACUAAGAUUGUUAGUAACGACGGUAAAGAGUUUGAUGCACAUCGUGCUGUUUUGAUUGCCCGGUCGGAUUAUUUCCGAAGUAUGUUCAGCUACGCCUGGAUUGAGAGCGUAGUUUCGAAAAAGAUCCCUCUUCCUAUUCAUUCAUUGGUUCUCGAAGUUAUUUUAGACUACUUUUACGAAGAUAAAGCUUCAAAGGUGGAAAAAUCGGAAGAUGUGGAAUGGAUAAGCAAUUGCUUGGUAUCGGCCGAUCUCCUUCUGAUUCCUCGUUUGGUAUCAAUAUGCGAAUCAGCACUUGUUGGAUUACUUUCAAUAAAGAACGUUGGGAAAGUUCUUGAUUUUGCAGCAGAGUAUAACGCUACUCAGCUGAAAAUUUCAUGCAUGCAUUUUGUAUGUUGCAAUCUACCAGCCGUGAUUGAACUGAGAGUAUGGAAUUGCCUUAGUGAAGAAGUCAUGAAGGAACUAACACAUUUCUACCAACAGUUCAUUCCUAGAAUUAGUCGACUUCCAACGCCAUCCAAACACCUCACUUCUGACGAUUUGGAUAUUUUCACGAUCACUGAAUCACUCGAAGACGUCAAUUUAACUUCCGUUAAUCGAGAACGAGAUGUCAAAAGAAAAAAAACGAGGAGAAAAUCGGGGAAAAAAGGGAGCGAAUUCAAACAUCCUCAUCAGUUGCAAAGUGAACCUUGUUCACCGUUAACAAGUGAUGUAAACCCGAAUAUCGAAAAUACGGUAUGCUUGAAAAAAGAAGUUUGGUCAAAGGUCGACAAACCAAAGAAACGGACCAAGUCUCUAAGCUUCGAAACUCCAGCUAAAGAAUUGAAUCCCAAUUCUUCUCCUUCCAAAGCUCAAAUUCAAGAUAACAAUAAAGUUUUUCUGGGUGUUCGUUCUAAGGAGACUGAUAGCAAUAUCAGCGCUAGCUCACCUGUCAAUGAACACGAUGAAACUCCUGCAAAACAUAACAGUCUGACACUGUUUGAAGUGGCAACGAUCUUCCAGGCGACCAACUCACCAGAAAAUGAGAAAUGCAAAAAAUUUCGAAAACUUUCACAAAAGCAAAGAAAAUUUAAAGAAAACAACGCCGUGAUAGCUACUCCGAAUACUUCUUCAUUAGCUUGGAAGACUACUUUUUCAGAACCGCAAUGUGCCGAUCGGAUAACUGUUCCCUUGGAUCCCAUGGACCAAUCCAUCAUAUGUCGUGAUGAUCCCAUUAAUAGCCCCGGUAAGAGUAAAGUACACUCUGUUUGGGGAAGUCCGGAUAAAACCAAAGAUACAUCGAAAGCUCAAAUUUCUGAAAGUGAAGAAAAAUUCGUGCCCCUGCAACGUAUUAUUGCGAAAGAGAGAAUUGAACGAAAAAAUUUUAUCAAAAUCAGUACAAAGCCGCUAAAACUAACUUUGAUCGAAGAGAAGGCCAUUGAAGAUUUGACAAAAUUCUACGGCAUUGACCAUAUUGAUGACGAAUUUAUUUUGGUGGAAAGAGUUUUACCAUUAGCAGCAGCUGUCCCUAUCUGGUCCGGAGGAAAAGUUAGUCCGUUAAAGUCUAAAAACAAAUUGAGAAGUUUUUCCAUGUCUGAUAGUGGAAUUUGAUGUUUUUUUUUUAAUUUGUUGUUUUGUAAAUUGUAUGGGAUUAUUGAAGACGAAUAUGGAAACAUU